GUGCUGAUGACGAAAGCGGAAGUAGCUGAGACCAGAGGCGGGACGAGAGCCCCGAGGGGCUUAGAAUUGCGGAAGUUUUGUGAGAAGGGUCGCGCGGUGUCGGAGGGCCGUGUGGUGUUGGAGCGGGUCCCCGAAAGGGCUCGGGGUCCGGGAGCCACCAGCCUGCGCACGUUUGGGGCUACCCUGGGCGCGACUCGACUUUGCCGCUGUUGGCUUCCUCUGUCCUCGUUCUUCCCCCAGAGCCGCCUCGGAUCUCCGCCAUGGCAUCCACCUCGGCCAACUUCCAGAAAGCAGUAGAUCUUGCUAGCAAAGCAGCCCAGGAAGACAAAGCUGGGAACUAUGAGGAAGCUCUUCAGCUCUACCAACACGCUGUUCAGUAUUUUCUCCACGUAGUUAAAUAUGAAGCGCAGGGUGAUAAAGCCAAGCAAAGUAUUAGGGCAAAAUGUACAGAAUAUCUUGAUAGAGCAGAGAAACUAAAGGAAUAUCUGAAAAAGAAAGAGAAAACUCCACAGAAGCCAGUGAAAGAGGGACAGCCAAGUCCAGCUGAUGAGAAGGGGAAUGACAGUGAUGGGGAAGGAGAAACUGAUGAUCCUGAAAAAAAGAAACUACAGAAUCAACUUCAAGGUGCCAUUGUUAUAGAGCGACCAAAUGUGAAAUGGAGCGAUGUUGCUGGUCUUGAAGGAGCCAAAGAGGCACUUAAAGAGGCUGUGAUACUACCUAUUAAAUUUCCUCAUCUUUUUACAGGCAAGAGAACACCGUGGAGGGGAAUUCUGUUAUUUGGACCGCCUGGAACAGGAAAGUCCUAUUUAGCCAAAGCUGUAGCAACAGAAGCAAACAACUCAACAUUUUUUUCAAUAUCUUCCUCUGACCUUGUCUCUAAGUGGCUAGGUGAAAGUGAAAAGCUAGUUAAGAACUUAUUCCAACUUGCCAGAGAGAAUAAGCCUUCCAUUAUCUUCAUUGAUGAAAUUGAUUCUCUGUGUGGCUCAAGAAGUGAAAAUGAGAGCGAAGCUGCCCGUAGAAUUAAGACUGAGUUCCUAGUUCAAAUGCAAGGUGUUGGUGUAGACAAUGAUGGAAUUUUGGUUCUGGGAGCUACAAAUAUACCUUGGGUUCUGGAUUCUGCCAUCAGAAGAAGAUUUGAGAAACGAAUUUAUAUUCCUUUGCCUGAGGCCCAUGCCCGAGCAGCAAUGUUCAAACUGCACUUAGGGACCACUCAGAACAGUCUAGCAGAAACAGACUUCCGAGAACUCGGGAAGAAAACGGACGGUUAUUCGGGUGCAGACAUAAGUAUCAUUGUGCGUGAUGCACUAAUGCAGCCUGUAAGAAAAGUGCAGUCAGCUACUCAUUUUAAAAAGGUGUGCGGACCUUCACGAGCUGAUCCCAACAAAAUAGUAGAUGAUCUGCUAACACCCUGUUCUCCAGGUGACCCUGGUGCCAUUGAAAUGACAUGGAUGGACGUCCCUGGGGAUAAACUUUUGGAACCAGUUGUUUGCAUGUCGGAUAUGUUACGGUCACUAUCUAACACGAAACCCACAGUCAAUGAACAUGACUUGUUAAAAUUAAAGAAGUUUACGGAAGAUUUUGGCCAAGAAGGCUAAACCAAAGACAAUAAGGAAGACAUUUACCAUGUGUGUUCUUUCUUUCGUAGGUACUUUUGCCUUUCUUGGAUGGCAUUCAGAUUAUUUCCAGUAAAACUCUUUUACCACAGGGAAAUACAGAUCUCACUCCAGAGUUCCUUUAAUUUUAUAUGUACUUUUGCUCCAUUACCAGUUAAAUGCUCCUGUUAACAAAAAUUAUAAAAUAAUGGAUAUAAUGAAAUGAGUGAUACACGUACCAAUGGCAAAAAAAAUAGGAAUGACCCAGUUAAAGAGGAUUAAAAUUGACUGAAACAGCAAUAUUUAGAAUUGGUGGUAUUUGCACAGAGCAUUUAUAUAUAUUUUUUUCUUUACCAAAAUAAAAUAGGGCUUAUUUUAUAUUUUGAAAAACAAUUCUUAAGCAUCAUUCUCAUCAAUGUAAAGUGUAUUUACUUUAUUAAAAAAUUUUAAAUACUAGAAUCUUUAUUCUCAGGGAUGGGCAAUAAAACAGCGAAGAGCACUGUGAUUGGGCUUGAGAGAUUUUGAAUUCUGUUCUAGCCAAGUCUCAUUGAUGUUUGAUAGGCUAACAUUUUUCUUUGUGUAGAUUUCAAUAAUUUCUUUAAAAGCAACAAGUUUCUAUAUUUAAUUAAAUAAUACCUUUCACUGUGCAAUCUCGAAAGAAAGACUUUCUAAAUUAGGCAUUGUCUUCAGCUUGAAGAAGAAAAUUGUCUACUUCAGUGUCUUUUUGUAGCAAGAUUGACCAAAACAGAUGGCAAAUAAAUACAUACUUUUUAAAUAACUGUCAUGAAAUACUAUAAUGGGAACCUCUGCUAAAAGGAAUGUCCUCCCUUUGAAUUAUGGGAAGUUUCUUGUGGAUGUGUGUGUACAUAUAUAUAGAUUUUUUUUUUUUUUUUUUUUUAAUAUAGGCUACCAAGUGUCUUGGCUUUUACCUUUUAAGUUCAGGGAACAAUUUGUUCUUGCUACACAUGCGUUAUCAGUGAAGCUUUAGAAAAGAGCUAAUGUCUCAUUAAAUAAUAAAAUACAAACAUGAAAUAUUAUUUUAAUAUCUUCAAAUAAAUAAUCUGAACGUGUAUAUUAUACACUUUAGCAUCAACACUAAGUUGUGCCUUGUGCAUUUGCAUUGGCUGUAUAUACAAAAGAUUAUGAAGUUAGUUGGAAUGAGGUAGAUUCCUUAAUUACUAUAAAAUUCUACCUUGCAAAUACUAUAGAAUAACUUGCAUUUUAAAGUAUAUUUGCACAUUUGACAGAUAAUGCUCCCUGGUUGCCUUUGGCUUUUCUGUACAGUUUCUUUUUGUUGCUAUUAGAUGGAAAAUCAUAGGUCUGAAUUACACUGUUCUUACAUGAAGUAAAUUGACAUAACCUACUACUGGCUAUAUUCUGUGUAUGCUUCUUUAUUUUGGGAUCUUCUGUAUAGGAGAAAAUAGUAUCUAGAUUGAUGAGAUACAAAGAAAUUAUUAGAAAUUAUUGAGACUGUAUACAUGAAAAUUCUGUUCUUCAACAACUUUUUAUGUGAGAGUGGGAGUUAACUUGGCAGACUAACAGUUCUUUGUGGCCGCCUUAUAAAAACAGUUUAUUCUUUAUUAGCCUCAGAAUUAUAAAGUGUUGGUGUUAAUUAUAUCAUUAGGAGAAUUCACAUAAUUAUAUGAUAGUUGAAAUCCAGAAUUUUUUAUAAAGCCAUAAUUUGUUUUGAAGGAGUAUUUUACUUAAUUUGUCAAAGUACAUGACCCAAUAGUGAGUAUAGUGUUGAUGAUAAAUGGAUACUUUAUCAUACUUAAUUCUUACAUGUGCUUUGAGAACUGUGUCUCAGUAUGCAAAUCACUUCCAACCAUAGCUCUUUUCUACCUUACAUCUUCUACACUUUUUACAUUUCUGGUUCUAAGCCUAUUUCUGGAAUCACAUAAUUUUAAACUUAGCCUUGAAUGGUAGCACAUAGGCCAUGAGUUCUUUAUGGACAGAUAAAUACAAUGUUCAGGCUCUAUCUGAACUUGGACUCUUAAGAAAUUUUGGGUAGCUGGUUUCUGAGGCUACUUGAGUUCCUGUGUGACCUAGAUGUUGAAGAACAUUGUUUUUCUCAUCUUGAAAACUAUAGGGGUCUUAAUAAAAAGAAUUUCAAUAGAAAAUUGA
Molecule: messenger RNA, 3716 nt
Organism: Canis lupus familiaris (dog)
Lineage: Eukaryota; Metazoa; Chordata; Mammalia; Carnivora; Canidae
Gene: VPS4B
Product: vacuolar protein sorting 4 homolog B
Exons: 11
Coding region: 261-1595 (444 amino acids)
Biological process (GO): endosomal transport; vacuole organization
Molecular function (GO): ATP hydrolysis activity; ATP binding
Source: RefSeq, a predicted model, not a curated record